UUAGACUCCCUCUAUGCUCCUCCGUUCUACGUUCAUCCAGCAAGAUGGCUUCUGUUGUCAGUGAGCUCGAGUGCCUGACAACCACGCAGUUGGGAAUAAGACAACAUGGCGCCCGUGCCUUGGUGAGCAGCAUUACAGACUGGAAGAACAGAGCCUGAACGCUGCGCGGUGGAGGAGGAGGGUCAGGUUUGGAUAUUACCAGAAAAACUCCAUCCUUUGGAAUAAGAAAGAACUUACUGUUUGUGAAAUGAAAUCUAUAACCAUUAAGGACUCAACCAGCUCCUUACCAAGUACAAUGGAGCCUCCGAAUUCACAAUAUAAUAAGUCUCUUCUGUAUUGGAAGAAGAAAGUACGCAUUGAGUAUAUGCGUCUGCAGCAGCUGAAGAAAUUACAGGUCAUCCAGGCUGCUGGGUCUCAAUAUGUGGAGAACACAAUGAAAAUACAUGAGAGAACAAAACUUUUAAACGAAGAGUGGACAAAUCUAAAACUGCAACCACUUGAGAUAAUGGAACCUUCGAAUACACUUCCUUUUCUGAAAAAGUGUACGGUUGAAAGCACCUUUGAUGAUUUUGCCACCCAGACUAUAUGUACAAGGUCUCUGAAUACGGUAGCACUUGUUCCCAUCAUGUACUCUUGGUCUCCCCUCCAGCAAAACUUUAUGGUGGAAGAUGAGACGGUCUUGUGUAACAUCCCUUACAUGGGGGACCACGUUAAAGAGGAGGAUGAAAUGUUUAUUGAGGAAUUGAUCAGUAACUAUGAUGGAAAGGUCCACGGAGAGGAAGAGGUGGAUUUUCCAUCUGCAAUGACCUCUAGUCCACGCUUACAUGAACGUGAGCGUCUGUUUAUGUACGGUCACUCUUUCUCGGCCAGACGCAACAGCACAACGAAAACGGGUGCUGGCAUUCUGGAUGAUGCCAGCUUUCUGGAGCUGGUUGGUGCUCUUACAGAUGAAGGUGAAAGUAAACAGAGUGAGUCAGGACGCAAGUCAGAAGGAGAAGGACCCAUGACACGUAAAAGAAAGAGAAUUGCUGAGGAAGGUGAGGUCCAAAGCACAGGAAGUAAUUCUGCUCAAAAAAAAGGCCAAGUAGACACCAAAGCAGAUGGAGAAGAUAACGUUUCUGCUCAGGGCAAAACACGAGGCAGCAAGAGAAACUCUAAAAGCCUUCUGCCAAGUGAUCUUAUUUUUAGUGCUAUUUCUGCUGUCUUUCCGGAAAGAGGCUUUCCAGAAGAAGUCAAGAAAAGGUACAAGGAACUGACUGCAGCUAUGGAUCCCAACACACUUCCACCACAAUGCACUCCAAAUAUUGAUGGAUCCUUGGCGAAAUCUGUUCCCCGAGAACAGUCCUUGCACUCCUUUCAUACGCUGUUCUGCCGCCGCUGUUUUAAGUAUGACUGUUUCUUGCACCCCUUUCAUGCAAGUCCUAAUAUGUGUAGGAGAAGGAAUCGAGAAAUUAAGAUUGAAACAGAACCAUGUGGAAGUCAGUGCUUCUUGUGGCUGGAAGGAGCUAAAGAGUAUGCCAUGAUGAACAACCCUAGGUUCAAGUGCUUAGGGAAGCGUAGAAGAAAAACCCCAACAGUUGCUACUUCCAGUUCAGGUGCUUCCACCUCAACAGUGACUGAGGCCAAAGAAGGAGACAGUGAUCGGGACACAGGGAAUGAAUGUGCUUCCAGCUCUUCAGAAGGAAAUUCUCGCAGCCAAACCCCCACGAGGCAGAGACGAGGAAGCAUGAGUGGAGACUUGCCGGAGGGUUCCGAAACCAGCGAACCAGUGGAAUGGUCUGGAGCUGAGGAAUCUCUCUUCAGAGUCUUCCAUGGGACCUACUUCAACAACUUUUGCUCUAUUGCCCGACUCAUGGAGACCAAGACAUGCAAGCAGGUUUUUCAGUUUGCUGUGAAAGAUUCACUUAUUCUCAAAGUCAGCCAAGGAAUGAUGAGUACUGCACAGAAGAAGAAAAGAAGGCACAGACUGUGGGCCGCACACUGCAGAAAGAUUCAGCUUAAAAAGGAUAAUUCAGCAAACCAGGUGUACAACUAUCAGCCCUGCGAUCACCCAGAUCAUUCGUGUGACAGCACUUGUCCCUGCAUAAUGACACAGAACUUCUGUGAAAAAUUCUGUCAGUGCAAUCCCGAUUGUCAGAACCGCUUCCCCGGGUGCAGGUGUAAGACCCAAUGUAACACCAAGCAAUGCCCCUGUUAUCUGGCUGUACGGGAAUGUGAUCCAGAUCUCUGUCUAACAUGUGGUGCUGCUGAGCACUGGGAUUCUAAAAUUGUGUCCUGCAAAAACUGCAGCAUCCAACGUGGUCUAAAAAAGCACUUGCUCAUGGCUCCAUCAGAUGUUGCUGGGUGGGGAACCUUCAUCAAAGAGUCUGUCCAAAAGAAUGAGUUCAUCUCUGAAUAUUGCGGAGAGCUCAUUUCCCAGGAUGAAGCAGAUAGAAGAGGAAAGGUCUAUGAUAAAUACAUGUCAAGUUUCCUGUUCAACCUCAACAAUGAUUUUGUUGUGGACGCUACAAGAAAGGAAAUAAAAUCCGAUUUGCAAACCCACUCUGUGAAUCCCAAUUGCUAUGCUAAAGUGGUUAUGGUGAAUGGAGACCACCAUGGAAUAUUUGCAAAACGAGGAAUCCAGGCUGGAGAAGAAUUGUUUUUUGACUAUCGGUACAGCCAGGCGGAUGCUCUGAAUAUGGUGGGCAUAGAAAGAGAGACUGAUUUCCUCCUAAUAUCCUUCCCACCCAAAGCAAUAACCUACUAAAUUUGUCUGUUUGUCCAUUGUGAAUACAAUACAUUUCCUUUAUAAAUGUAGUGGUAAAAAUGAUUAUGGAAGGUCAUGAGGUGAUCCAUGAAUAUGUGGCUAUGUACAGGCCUGCUGUACAAUCAGUCACAUAUCCAAGCUGUCUAUGGACAUUAUUGAUUGGUCUGAACAUUUCAUAGAUGCUCUUUAAGUCAAAUGCGAAAAGUAUGGCUUGUCGUGGGUCACAUACAGUUUAAAGCACAAACUCUUCAAAAUUAUGUAUAUUUCAAUUUGCUUAAAGGGGUUGUCCGAGUUAUGGAAAAAAAGAUAUAGCACUGUAAAUCUGAUCGUCAGCGAUAUAUAACUAAGCUAAGCAAGUUUUAGGCAAAAAAAGAUCUAU
This is a messenger RNA of Bufo bufo (common toad), 3125 nucleotides long. It is a transcript of the gene EZH1, whose product is annotated as enhancer of zeste 1 polycomb repressive complex 2 subunit. The record is from RefSeq and is a predicted model, not a curated record. Gene Ontology annotation, molecular function: histone H3K27 methyltransferase activity; protein binding. Gene Ontology annotation, biological process: chromatin remodeling. Lineage: Eukaryota; Metazoa; Chordata; Amphibia; Anura; Bufonidae.